AGCUUCGUCCUGAUGAUCUUGAUUGGGUGGAUGAAGAACGGAAGCGAGCUGCCGCAGCGAAAGCUAGAAUGGAUGCGAAGGAAAGCGCGCGUACUGCCUGAACAUGUGUAGCCAGUUUUCAGGAUUCGUCACAAGCGCAGGCUUGACAAAGGACAAGUGUUCCGAUCUGUUGGAAUGUGCCAUCCAAUAGCAAGCCUGCGGACGCGGAGGUGCCACUGCGCUGCAGAUGGCGGCGACGGGUGGGAGAUUUGCCAGUUGAAAUUCCUGGAGUACCAGAUCUCUGCUGAUGACGUAGGCACAGACAUCUCUGUGGAGGCACAACCUGCCGAUGCAGAUGAUGGCCACCACGGUGUGGUUGUGGGAGAGAUUGGGCCCUUCGAGCUCGACCCUGCCACGCGGCGGAGUUUGGACAAUGCCCUGGGACUUGGAGGAAGCAGGUUCUCUGUGAUGCAGUCCAAGCUGCCGGGGGAGCCAGGUGGACGGCAGGAUCUGACAAUCCAAGUCUCAACAGAAGGUGUGCGGGUAGCGGCAGUGCAGGGUGGCAAGGACAACCGAGAAGUCUAUGCAGAGUACUCUGCAGAUUACCCCAAGGUGAUUAUUCACCCUUUGGACACCACAAAGUUUCAAUUGGUGAGCGAAGCGAAGACGUUCCACUUGAGAGCGCUCUCACGCACGUCCCGCGAUUUGAUCGCCUUGACGAUCCGCUGCUUCCAUGCGAAGAAGUACAUGUCAACUUCAAACAUAUUGCAGACCUUGCUGCCUGAAGCGGCCUCAACCGUUCAGCUACCUGAUGCUCCAGGUGCUGUCAUGCCCACAAUGGACUCGCGGCUGGAUUCCUGCAUUGUGCUGGAAAGGAUGCUGGCGGCCUACGAGACUGCUGCGGAUUGGCGUGAGACGAAGGCAAUGGACGGCGCAUACGCCGCGCUGUCAUGGGACGACAAUGCCGUGAAGGCUGCUGUGCCUGAAUACUUGAAUGCCACUGGUGAGGAGCGCGCGAAGGUUGACUAUGCCUUCAAUGCACUUGUUCCCCGUCCACCUCAAGACACUGAUGCCCGCCAGGCUGUGAUGCACACCUGGAUCAAAGCUCGCCUUUUCACCUACAACAAGGCACGAUGCAGCCGGUUUGUGGAAUGA
This is a messenger RNA of Effrenium voratum, 1134 nucleotides long. The record is from the annotation of a GenBank genome assembly. Lineage: Eukaryota; Dinophyceae; Suessiales; Symbiodiniaceae.